AUGGCGGCUCCCCGUGUUGACUCUGAUUAUGUCAAACAAAUCGACAAGGCACGUCGCGACCUUCGCGCUCUCAUCUACAGCAAGAACUGUGCCCCUCUCAUGCUUCGUUUGGCGUGGCAUGACGCUGGAACCUACGAUGCAAAGACAAAAACAGGAGGUCCUAAUGGGUCAAUCAGAAAUGAGCAUGAGUUGAAACACGACGCAAACAAUGGUUUAAAACUAGCCGUGGAACUCUGCGAGGACGUGAAGGUCAGACAUCCAAGAAUCACAUAUGCCGAUCUUUACCAGCUUGCUGGAGUUGUUGCAGUAGAGAUCACAGGGGGCCCAACAAUUGGCUUCAUUCCAGGCAGAAAGGAUUCAUCGAUAUCCCCUGACGAAGGGCGGCUUCCAGAUGCAAAACUAGGUGCAGCACAUUUAAGGGAUGUGUUUUAUCGCAUGGGUCUGACUGAUAAAGAUAUUGUGGCUCUUUCCGGAGGCCACACACUGGGCAAGGCACAUCGAGAACGGUCAGGCUUUGAAGGACCAUGGACAAGGGACUAUAUGAAGUUCGAUAAUUCGUACUUUAAGGAAUUGCUGAGAGAGGAGCCAAGCGAAUUAUUGAAGCUCCCCACAGACAAGGCUCUAGUGGAGGAUCCUGAAUUCCGCAAGGAUGUCCAGCUUUAUGCCCAGGACGAGGAUGCUUUUUUCGCAGAUUAUGCCGCUUCCCACAAGAAACUCUCAGAGCUAGGCAUGAAGCCUUCUCAGGAUCGUCUCACGCUGGCGAAGGGUAUUGGGCUUGCCGUUGCCAGCACCGCCAUCAUCCUCGGUUUCUUCUGGACCAGGAGAAGCAACUGAACACCACCCACUUCCCAAUAAUCUCAUUUUCAUCGAUGUGUGACUCGUCAAUAAGAUGAAUUGUCUUUGAAGUAAAAUUUCAAUAUCUUUCUGCACAUUCUUUAUAUUAACUCU
Messenger RNA from Neltuma alba, 948 nucleotides. Its product is annotated as L-ascorbate peroxidase 3-like. Gene Ontology annotation, biological process: cellular response to oxidative stress; hydrogen peroxide catabolic process; response to reactive oxygen species. Gene Ontology annotation, molecular function: heme binding; peroxidase activity. The record is from RefSeq and is a predicted model, not a curated record. The transcript is spliced from 9 exons. NCBI's taxonomy places the organism in Eukaryota, Viridiplantae, Streptophyta, Magnoliopsida, Fabales, Fabaceae. Gene Ontology annotation, cellular component: chloroplast. The coding region runs from base 1 to 834 and encodes 277 amino acids.